CACGCGAGAUUCUACUAUUGUAGUCGCUGCCUGUUAAUAGCGUACUCUGGUUAUUGGUGUUGGUUUGUUUGAUUAAAAAUUCUCGCCAUCACAAACUCCGCCCAAGAGCAGACUGCUGUCGCCACACACCAAGGUUUCGGACAAAUUCAAGUUUCCUCCCCCAGGUCAGCCACCCCCAGAGAUCAGCCCUCUCCCACAGGGUAGCAUCAGAGGCUGCAGUUGGUUGGAAUCCCAAGCCACCAGACCCAGUCUAGCGCGGAGACGUGCCUGCUUUCCACGUCUCACAUGCGUAAAGCCUUGCCAGGCUAAAAUAAGACCUGUCACGCGAGGUGGCCACAGCCAGUGACGGCCUCGUUCUUGCCCGCCGCCCAGGCUGUGAGGCUCGAGCUGAAGUUGAGUCGAGAAAUGGUGGUACAAUAGGUAGGCGCAGCUAGGCAGAUGGAACCAUGUUAAAUACGACACCAUGUGCCACGCUGGCUGUUGCUUCUUGUUUGUCACAUUUCAUUCAAGCUUGCAACCGCACCUAUGGAUAUCGCUACAGAAUUCUAUCGAUCGCAAAUCGGAGGCGGCUCCGUCAUCAGCUACGGCUAUACCGACGACCCGGGGAAGCUGCUCCUCAAGGAUAUCUACUACUUCUUCAAGUACUGUUGGGCGCUGCCAUGGAUUGUGUGGCCACUGUCGCCGUGCUCGUCGGGGCCACUGGCUGAGCUGUAUCCGAGCGCGAAGAACAUAUUUUGUAUCUUUAUACACGUCAUUUUGAUCAUCCUACAGCUUGCGUUUCUCUGUGGAGGUGUGCUCAUGUUUAUUUUUCCCAUGUGGAUGAGUGUGCUGUACGUGGCUGGCUUUGCGCUGCUGAAUUGGAUGCUCAGCCGCAUGCUCAACGGACGCCAAAUUACGUAUACUUCAGACGAGAAAUAUGCCAAGGCUAAACCUGAGCAUGCACAUGAGCAGUGGAUCUUUUUAAACGGCGUGGCUGUCGGCGAGCAUUGGAUGAAGAACAAUCUUAACCGACUUGCUCUGACAUUUGGUCGACCGAUCCUGGGUGUACACAAUCGAACCAGCGGAAUCAUCUUUGAUGUUAUUGAAUGUCUAAUUCAGCGCAACUGCUCGUAUGCCACUGACGAUGUCCGCCUUGCCUACCGAAUUGUCAAGGAGGCGCUGUAUGAUACUGAAAAGACAAAGGUAAUCUUUAUUCUACAUUCUCAGGGAGGCAUUGAGGGCGGGUUGGUAUUGGAUUGGCUCUUGCAAGAGAUGCCACAGGAUCUGUUGGCCAAACUGGAGGUUUACACAUUUGGAAACGCAGCGAACCAUUUCAACAAUCCCCAUCGCCGUCUCGAAUCCCAGCGGUUGACGUCAAGAAGUCCGGUCGAAGCGAUUGCCACGCUCAUGACAGAAACGAGCUAUACCACUCCAAACAGCAGCCCUGUCGAGAGUCGAAACCCAGGACCCCUGACACUGACAUCGCAGUCAUCUCAUGCCUCAACCCGAACAUUAUCGGCCGCAAAAGACCGCGCUAUCGGACAUAUCGAGCAUUACGCGCAUAAUACCGACUUUGUCGCCAUCUGGGGCGUUUUACACUUUUCUACAAACAGAAUGCAGUCGCCGCAACUGCCUCGCUUUCUUGGGCGCCUGUUCAACCGGUCUACUAGAAGAGGAGGGCACCAAAUGAACCAGCAUUACAUGGACGGCAUGUUCCCCCUCAAAAAGGACCCUGAAACAGGAGAAUUUAUUGGCGCAGAUGAUAACAAUCCGUUCAUGGAAGAAAUCAUCAAGUUCGGUACCGAAGGCGCUGCCAUGGAUAACGCACGAGAAGCCUUUGAUAUUACAUAUGCUGGCACGCAUGGGUUUGGCACUGGCGCCGUAACUACGCCCGUUGAAGUCCACGGUGCAGGUGGAAGUCGUCGUGAUCGUAAGAAGGAUAUUCGGGUCAAGGACGUCAGUCGGCUUUGGCUGUAUCGCAACGGACGGAGCCCAGCAGAGAUGACGGCGGUUGUGGAAGGCGUAGUGCGAACAAUUACCAUGUAACAUGCGUGUUACCGUUGGUGCCAUGUCAUGACUGUUUCGGGGCAUUUCCUGGAGUUAUGGGGGGCGGUGCCAUUGUAUUAUCAGUAACGGGGUUACGUUGACGGAGACGGGUAACGGCUUUGUUAGUUCAUGCUUGGUCACACUGCCGAGACUGGUGUGUGUGGCUGAUGCUCAUUCCGAAUCAAGUCCUUUCUUGUACGACACGUGGCGUUGGAUUUCCUUUUUGGAUUUUCUUAAUUGGCGCCCGCUAUAGAGAGGCAACAGUGUUCGGGGCAGCCGGUGAAUAGUUUAAAGGCCAGUGCAGCACUAUGCAGGAACGCGGGGACGAUGCAACGUAAAGGCGCUAACCUCUGCAGUCAGCUAACUUGUGUUCGUUCUGGGCUUGGUUCUAAGAAUCCUGUGAAAACUUUUCUUCUUUGCGAGCAACAAUAUUUAGAAAUGAGGCUGACUGGGCUGGAGCCAUGUGGCGUAUAUUGGGAUGGAAUAUUGUUGGUGUUUUCACUUUAAAGGGGGGCGGCAGAUGGCAGCUGGCGAGGGGCACACGUUAGAUUUGGCGGGGCAGAGUGGGCUGAUGUCGCUGCACGUUGGAUGAGCGCCAAUCUAGUGACUGUGUCUUUGGGGGGGCCAGCGCAGAGAAAGGAUGAAUUAUUUGUUGAACAAUUGCAAUUAGGAAAUAUUACUAGGAUUUCGAUCGAAAAGAUUCGGGACCGCGGAGAAUGGCACACGUGGUGUACCAGGUUGUAAGCACCAUCCACCGUAUUAGGGGGAGCUAGCAGUGCGAUUAGUGGUUUUUAGCGAGCCUUAGCGGAGGGGCAACAUAAGUCAGUUGAUAUCAAAAGCGG
This is a messenger RNA of [Torrubiella] hemipterigena, 2867 nucleotides long. The record is from the annotation of a GenBank genome assembly. NCBI's taxonomy places the organism in Eukaryota, Fungi, Ascomycota, Sordariomycetes, Hypocreales, Clavicipitaceae.